ACAGCGGUGGUCUCGCUCGCACUGAUAAAUGUAAACUGAUACCGACCGUGCGACGUCCGGCCAUGGCAAGGCGCAGGUUUGCCUUUUCGCUGCGAACGCAACAAAUUUUCACCCACAAAUUGUCACCGUGCACCGUACGUAGUAGUAGUAGUGUGAAAUAGGAGAGCAGAAAGGAUAAACACACCCACACUUAAGGUUGGGCAAAGUCCUUGUUUUCCGUGGUGCAAAGAAAGGAUAAGGAUAACAGGGAAGGCUAAAAACGCCGACACGAUGGAAGGCAUACUGGUGUUUGACCAGACGAACGAUUUAAUCUACCACAACUUCAACGAAGCGAUGCGGGAAAAAAUGUCCAAGCAGGCGUACGAUUUGGGCCUGCUGGAUGAGGAAUCGGUGUGUCCAACGCAGGAGCUGAACUCGAACGUGCUGAUACAAAUCUUCAGCCCGCUGCUGGCCUCGCAGCGGAUCAUGAUGUGCCAGUUCGACAACGCGUACACCGCGAUCCAGAUGGAGAACAACCUGAACGUCGUGUUUGACGAGUUUUUAGGGUAUAUUUUCCUCGAGAUCAGCACCAAAGAAGUCGAUCUGGUGAAGCGUGAGCUGGGAGCGUUCAUUGCCUUCAUUAAGUACAUCUGUGGACCAAACAUUUUCACAAUUAAAAACGAUACAACAAAGGCGGAACACCUAACCGAGCUUAUCCUCACCUACCGGGAGCUGUACGCCAUCAACCAGGGCGUGCUGAUGGAAGCGAUCGAGCAGCUGCUGGUGAACGUGGACGUGAAGAGUACGGUGGUGAACGCACUGCAGGCAGCCACCGACCGGCUAAAGCAGGACCCACACUCCCAGCGCUCCCAUUCGCUGCUCUUCGUCGGCAGCAAGUUUCUCGCCCGGUACAGCACGCGCCAGGCGCAGGAGUUGGCCGCCGUCGACAUGUUCUUCCUUAGCCUGCUCUGCCAGAUGUACAAUCGGCGCAGUGCCACCCAUCGGCAGCGCAUUGAGUCGCGCAUCGUGUUCCUGCAGGGCAGCGUGCACCAGUCGUACGCCGGCUGCGUACCGCACAUCGUGCACGUGGUGCAGCUGUUCGAGCACGUGUCGCUGGUGCUGGUGAUUGAGCAUGCUCACACCGCACUGGCCAGCCACCUGUACGAUGUGUACUUUGCGCUGCACAAGCUGCAGAACCUGCAGAGCCAGUUCGAUCUGGACAAUUUGCGCGGUGCGUUCGAGGCGCUCGAAGCGUACGCGAAGCACACGCUGGAUGCGCUGCGCAAGGUGAAGGCGCACAAUGCCGAGGUGGACGAGUGCAUUCGCACGUUCGGCGUGCGGUGGGACACGUUGCGCAAGAAGUACGCGGAUUACUUUAAAGCAUCGGACAACGCGCUGAUCGUGAAGAUUGAGUCGAACAUGCCGAUGUUUGUGGAGUCGGUGAAGGAGCUGUUCCGGUUGCUGUGCGCCAGCUGUGCCACGCUCGAGCAUGGGUUGCAGCGAGUGAGCGACAUUGCGGACGUGGCGGAGGCAAGCCUGAAGGAGGUGUUCGUGUUCCUGCACGCCAAAUCGCAGAAAAACUUUACCAUGGGAUCAUACAUGGAGGAGUUCCCGGGCAUGGUACACUUCAUGCAUAUAGAUCGGUACAAUGGCCGAAUCGUUGCCCCAUCACUCGACGAUCACGACCCGUCGGACAUUCUGAAGGACAGGAUAUGGUCGAUGGUCGACUUUUCGCGCACCUAUCUGGACAAGGGUUACAUGUCAAUGAUCUGGAAAGAUGUAACGUUCAGCUACGCGUACUUCCUCUGGUUCGAGGACGAGCACGGUGCGACCUUGAAGCCGAACGAGCCGGCGAGCCAUGGGGCGGUACUGCCGGCCACGAAACCGUCGCUGACUGCCGGCAUCUUGGCCGGUGAUUACUAUCAGCGCCUUAUCGAAAGCUGCUUCCCAAGGACACCGUCGAGCAAGGUCCGCUGUUACGAGCUGUUUCUCGUGCACCUAGGGCUCGUCACUUCAACGAUCGUGUUGGAGCACUGUCGCCGGCUAGCCGUUACCAUUACCGAUCUGACGGGAUGCAUUGGGAAUCCGAUCGAUCUACUUUAAGGGCAUGAACAAGCGUAGCUUUACACAGCGUUGUAUGUUACAUCCGAUUGGCUUGAAGUUGUCUUAGUUCAUGCGUACGUUCCAGCAGAUUAGCAUAACGCUGCGCCACAUGGAGAACAUUCCAACCUUCAUUCGCCGGCUGCAUCGGUCUGCAUCCAGCAACGGCACAGUGCAAUGUUUAUUUAUUAGAAAAGUGCCGCCGAGUGCGGCCAUGCAUACCAGAUGGCUGCUACUACUACCAUUACUGCUACCACUACCACUACUACUAUCGCUAACUAAACUUUAUCACCACCUUGAGACGACCACCAGAAGCACAUUUACAUACAUAUUUAUCAAAAUUGAUCGUAUCUUUAGUACACGCAGACACGGCCAGGGCACGGUCGGCUCACACUUUCUGUGCCAAUUCUUCUUUAGAUGGCGUCGUGUGAUCAUCAAGGCAUCACCAUCAUCAUCAUCUUUAUGCAGUGUAUCAAUGACUCCACCGAAAUCAACGUACUAGGUACAAUCUUCGUUUGCAUCGUAUCUUUCCACCAUCCCACCCCCUUCCUAUCCCUCAAAAAGGUUCCUUAGGACGUAGAGGUUUGAUUGAAAGAUUUGCAUUCGAAAGCAAUAUACACACACAGUGUGUCCCCGGAUGUAGAGGGAUAUCAAAGA
Anopheles gambiae (African malaria mosquito) is the source of this 2736-nucleotide messenger RNA. It is a transcript of the gene HPS1, whose product is annotated as BLOC-3 complex member HPS1. Bases 271 to 2082 code for a protein of 603 amino acids. Gene Ontology annotation, biological process: vesicle-mediated transport. Gene Ontology annotation, cellular component: BLOC-3 complex. The record is from RefSeq and is a predicted model, not a curated record. The transcript has 8 exons. Lineage: Eukaryota; Metazoa; Arthropoda; Insecta; Diptera; Culicidae. Gene Ontology annotation, molecular function: guanyl-nucleotide exchange factor activity.